CCUUACUCUCAAAGAAAAAGGGGCCGAGCUGUGUUUGUCAGGGCACCGUCGGUGUUACGCGACGUUUCAGGGCCUGAUGGCUGCCCUGGCCCCCUCCCAGGUCAGACUGAGAGAGCAGUCUUAGACACGGCAAACCCUGCUGGGUGAUCGCUGGCUCAAAGAUGAGGCGAGGCUGAGGGAGUUGUACAGUCACGGGGCUGUGACGCAUCAAGAGUUGAUGGGCGAGUUUACACGGCUCUCAACAAAAAGGGUAAGUGGUCCCUGUGCCGCCUCUGAAUGUCCGUCGCCAUGGCCAAGCGUGAGACCGGCAGCGCCAGCCCCGUGGUCAGGCAGAUCGACAAGCAGUUCCUGGUCUGCAGCAUCUGUUUGGACCAUUAUCACAACCCCAAGGUCCUGCCCUGUCUGCACACCUUCUGCGAGAAAUGUCUACAGAACUACAUCCCUCCCCAGUCGUUGACGCUGUCCUGCCCGGUAUGCAGACAGACCUCGAUCUUACCAGAGAAGGGCGUGGCAGCCCUGCAGAACAACUUCUUCAUCACGAACCUAAUGGAGGUGUUGCAGCGAGACCCCGAGUGCAGCCGACCUGAGGCCUGCAGUGUUCUCGAGUCAGCCAGUGCAGCGACAGCCUGUCAGCCGCUCUCCUGCCCCAACCACGAGGGCAAGGUGAUGGAGUUUUACUGCGAGUCAUGCGAAACGGCCAUGUGUCUGGAGUGUACGGAGGGAGAACACAGGGAACAUGUGACAGUUCCCCUGAGGGACGUACUGGAGCAGCACAAGUCCGCACUUAAAAAUCAGCUGGACACUGUGCGCAACAGAUUACCUCAGUUGACAGCUGCCAUUGAGCUUGUGAAUGAAAUAUCCAAGCAGCUCUCGGAGCGGAAAAAUGGCGCCGUGACUGAAAUCAGUAACACUUUCGACGAGCUGGAGAAGGCCUUGCACCAACGCAAGACCGCUCUCAUCACUGAGGUGGAAAGCAUCUGCAGCACUAAGCAGAAGGUGCUCCAAGUGCAGCUGACGUCUCUGCUUCAGGGCAAAGAAAACAUCCAAAGCAGCUGCAACUUCACAGAGCAGGCCCUGAGCCACGGCAGCGCCACCGAGGUGCUGUUGGUCCAGAAGCAAAUGGGCGAGCGGGUCAGCGCCCUGGCGCGACACACCUUCCCGGAAAAUCCGCACGAAAAUGGACACCUGGGAUGCCAGGUCGAGACGGACGGACUGAGGCGCUCCAUCCAGAACCUGGGAGUGCUCAUCACAACAGGGGCGGUGGGCCACACCAGCGUGGCCACCGGUGAAGGCCUGCGACACGCGCUGGUCGGCCAGCACACCACCGUCACAGUCACGACUAAAGAUAAGGAUGGGGAGCUGGUGAAGACUGGCAAUGCCGCUCUGAGGGCAGAGAUCAUCUCUGCGGACGGAGCGUGCACUGAAGCUGAGGUGGCGGACAACAAAAAUGGCACCUAUGAGGUUGGAUAUACCAUCCGCUCAGAGGGAGAGUACAGCUUCUCUCUGCUGCUGUAUGAGCAGCCCGUGAGGGGGAGUCCGUAUCGUCUGCGCGCCGUCAAACCGUCCGAUGUCCUGCAGUCUCCAGAUGACGUGAAGAGGAGAGUGAAGUCUCCGAGUGGAGGAGGAGGCCACGUUCGACAGAAGGCUGUGCGCAGGCCCUCCAGCAUGUACAGCACCACAAAGAAAAAGGAAAACCCAAUAGAGGAUGAGCUGAUCUACAGAGUGGGAACAAGAGGGAGAGACAAAGGAGAAUUCACCAACUUACAAGGCAUCUCCACCUCCAGUAACGGUCGGAUUGUGGUGGCAGACAGCAACAACCAGUGCAUACAGGUCUUCUCCAAUGACGGCCUGUUUAAAAUGAGGUUCGGCGUCAGAGGCCGCUCUCCGGGGCAGCUGCAGCGCCCCACGGGGGUCACGGUGGACAUGAACGGUGACAUCAUCGUGGCUGACUACGACAACAGGUGGAUCAGCAUCUUCUCCUCGGACGGCAAGUUCAAGAACAAAAUUGGCGCUGGGAGACUGAUGGGCCCAAAAGGCGUGGCCGUGGACAAGAACGGACACAUCAUCACCGUUGAUAAUAAGGCCUGCUGCGUCUUCAUCUUCCAGUCAAACGGGAAGCUGGUGACGAAGUUCGGAGCCAGGGGAACAUCAGACAGACACUUUGCAGAAAAAAGUGGUGCAAACAUUGCACUGGAACAAAAGCUUAGUAAAUCUGGCCCUGUGUUCAGUCCUCACUUCGUGGCUGUGAAUAACAAGAAUGAAAUUGUGGUAACGGAUUUCCACAACCAUUCAGUCAAGGUGUACAAUGCCGAUGGAGAGUUCCUGUAUAAAUUUGGCUCCCACGGAGAGGGCAACGGACAGUUCAACGCUCCGACGGGCGUGGCUGUGGACGCCAAUGGAAAUAUUAUCGUUGCAGAUUGGGGCAACAGUCGGAUCCAGGUGUUCGACAGCUCAGGGUCCUUCCUGUCCUACAUCAACACAACAGCGGACCCCCUGUACGGCCCCCAGGGCCUGGCCCUCACGUCCGAUGGUCACGUGGCAGUGGCAGACUCUGGGAACCACUGCUUCAAAGUCUACCGCUACCUGCAGUAGAGGCCGGAGACGGCCAUCUUCACCACCGCAAGCACUGACAACGACACAGCCAAUGUAUUCCACAGGGUGCAAUGACCUUUCCACCGCAGCCUUCCGACGUGCACAUCAGACGACCCCCCCCGGAUAUAAUUAAGUGUCUGAACCCCGGGGUUUCCUAUUUAUGAUGUGUAUUCAAGGUCGAUAUUAAAAUUGGGCGAUGUAGCGUCAUUGGGACAAAUAAUGGACACGGAGCUGUGGACUGGUUUUAGAGAACGUGCAAAAGCAUUUGUUUGCGUGUUGUUGCUCCACACUUUCUGAGACCGGACAGGGUAGGAGAUAGAUUGACGUAUUUAAUGAGCCAUAACUUGUCCACGUGCAUGACGUUUUAUUUUAUCUCAAUGCCUAGGCAACAGCACAGUGUACCCAUCAGUUGCUUUCCUCAUGAACUAGUUAAUGCUUACAGUGAAAUGAAUAGCGCUUCGCAUCUUUAGCAAUGAAAUGUAAACAAUUCUCAUCUAGGGACAUCUCACAAGACAUAAUCACACCACCAUCUGUGCAUUGAUUUGCUGUAUGUACUGUAUAUACAUAAAUGUAUAUUGUGUAUAUUAGAUCACUCGGUGUGUGCUAUGAUUUUGAAACACAGCCUUUUGGCUUCUCAGAAAGCAGCAGUCAAGGACUCCAGGAUUUUAAACGUCUGUAUGGCAGCUUAUAUAAAAAAAAUCGUGCUUUUUAAACAUACCCAGCACAUGCUAAAAAUAAGAAAUGUGUCAUAUUUAUUGCUAAUGUAAGCAGCACAACAGUCGUUUUUCUUAAUAUCUGUUAUUUUAAAGGGAAAAAAAGGAAAAAAAAGCUAAUUUAUUUUAUUUUAUACGCUAGUUCAGCAUUUACAAAUUAUUUUUCUAAACUGAUGUGCUUUUUUUGUUUUUCUUUAUCCACACUUCAUCCCUCUGCCUUUAGGGGAAACUCCGCCGUAAGCAGAAUUCAGAAUCCCCCACACAUCUGGAAAAUUUAGAUCAGUGUUUGUGCACACAUGAGCAGCUCUUUUCCAAAGCUACAGACCCAUUUUCAGUCGGGAUGUCAUCAAAAAAGGAACGUUUUCUAAGUUUCUGUGUUGAGGAUGAAUGGCUAAAGAUGUGAAAACGGGUCCAUGAUUAUAUGCCUUUAACAACUAAAGAGCUUUAUUGAUUGAAGUUUGACCAGAUCCAAACCGGAAUCAAAAAUAAAUAACUUGUAUCUCAGGAUAUCCAUCCAAAUUAGAUCAGAUUUGUGCAGAUAAUCAGGCUACACAAUCAUAAAUGUAUUGGGUGGAAUGUGAAUUCUGAUUUACCACUUUUUUUCCACAUGAAUGGAUAACUCAUAAGUUGACAUUUGCCAGCAAACUCAUCCAGGGUUCGCUUUAGACGACACUUAUACGCCUACUGUAUGUUGUUCUCUGUUAGAUCAGAGUUUCUGCCUGCACCACAUCAAGCCAAGACUCCCGUAGAAAGAGAAAAAAACUGCACCACUCAGAGGUGUUGCUGCUCUUGCUCCCCCAGUGUUCAUUCUAUGAAAUGCCCUAAGAAAGCCUGGUGCCAGAGCAGAAGAGAGGCCAUCCGGUGCAGGAAAAGGGAGACUUCCUGGUCUGAUGGAAACACCAACAGCACCACAGGAUAUGACCAGGGAAGUCAACAAGGAAGCUGCUCUUUUAAAUGCACCUGACCUGUUGUUUAACUUGUUGCCAAACAGGAGCCGGGACUUCUUCGUCGAGUCAAUGGCCCCCCGGAGUUUACGAGAUGUGUCUGAAGCCUUUUAAACUACGCUCUAUGUGUCACUCCAAUACAAACAAUUUUGUUUUCUCUAUGAAUAUGCACUGGUAAUAAAAGCACAUGGUUUACUGA
Molecule: messenger RNA, 4448 nt
Organism: Scophthalmus maximus (turbot)
Lineage: Eukaryota; Metazoa; Chordata; Actinopteri; Pleuronectiformes; Scophthalmidae
Product: tripartite motif-containing protein 3
Exons: 13
Coding region: 277-2592 (771 amino acids)
Biological process (GO): negative regulation of translation; proteasome-mediated ubiquitin-dependent protein catabolic process; protein polyubiquitination
Molecular function (GO): zinc ion binding; protein binding; translation repressor activity
Source: RefSeq, a predicted model, not a curated record